GUUCGGUCUUCAGUGCAGCACCAGCCAGCAAAGCGAUCGGUUCAGUUUCAGUUCAUUCGGAGAUCCAGAGCCUCUACAGAAAAGUAAUUUCAUAAUAAUGGGCAGCAAGCAGCCUCCGCCGUACAGUGAGCAGCAAGGAUUCACACCCGCACAGACCUAUCAGCCCGGUGGUCCCACCCAGCCACCACUGUAUCCACCGAUGCCAGGGCCACCGCAAGGCUCCACGGUGAUCAUCCAGACCACGACGACCUCCAACCUGGUGCCCAUCGGCAGUGGGCCCACCCGAAUCUGCUGCCCCUCCUGCCAUGCCGAAGUCCUGACCACCGUGAAGGCCACUCCCUCGGGCAGGACACACUGCUGGGCCCUCAUCCUGUGUCUGUUCGUCUGCUGGCCCUGCGUCUGUCUUCCUUAUUGCAUGGAUUCCUGCCAGAAUGCCAACCACUACUGUCCCAACUGCAGUGCCUACAUCGGCACCUACGAGAACUAAUGUCUUUUUACGCAUACCUACCUAUAAAGAAACCUACAAAUUAGCGCCAUAUUCCAACGAAACUUAACUGUAAAUAUACUUGUACGACCGUCACACAUUAAACAUGAGAUUCAAACAGGAAAA
Molecule: messenger RNA, 610 nt
Organism: Drosophila suzukii
Lineage: Eukaryota; Metazoa; Arthropoda; Insecta; Diptera; Drosophilidae
Product: lipopolysaccharide-induced tumor necrosis factor-alpha factor homolog
Molecular function (GO): zinc ion binding
Source: RefSeq, a predicted model, not a curated record